Pseudocercospora fijiensis CIRAD86 is the source of this 534-nucleotide messenger RNA. RefSeq lists its product as uncharacterized. The transcript has 4 exons. The record is from RefSeq and is a predicted model, not a curated record. NCBI's taxonomy places the organism in Eukaryota, Fungi, Ascomycota, Dothideomycetes, Mycosphaerellales, Mycosphaerellaceae. The coding region runs from base 1 to 534 and encodes 177 amino acids.
AUGGUCCAGCGACGGCGACGACAGCGACGCAAUGCGGGUGCAGACGCGGACGCCGACGCGGAUGUGUCGACGCUGUGCCACAAUGCAUUCUUGUUCGCGGGCCGGCAGCGCCUUGAUGCAGCCAGCCCAGAAGCCCGCUGCGCAACCGUCUGCGCACAUUAUUUGCAAUAUCUCGACAGCAUUCCAGAGCUCGCCUUUGAUACACCCUGCGCACACAAUCGGCCUCCGACGAAUUUUGCAACCAGAAGCAAGCCUCCUUUCCCAUUCGUCCUUGACUCAGUCUCCAUGAUUACCAGAGAGGAUUCCCAAAUCUUCAACAUGGGUCGCGGCGCUUAUGACACCACUGGCUACCGACUGCCGAUCCACCGCACAGCGCCAGCGCAGUGCAGCUACCUUGCUGCUGCAUGCAUGAACCGCCCUGGCAUUCGCAUCUGCGCACCACUUCUCCGCCGCGCAAAUUCGACAACGACAACAUACCGCACACCGCACACCGCACAACACCACUUUUCGAUUCCGAGCAUAAUACCCUAUUGA